This is a messenger RNA of Aspergillus vadensis CBS 113365, 2852 nucleotides long. RefSeq names its product SH3 domain-containing protein. The transcript has 7 exons. NCBI's taxonomy places the organism in Eukaryota, Fungi, Ascomycota, Eurotiomycetes, Eurotiales, Aspergillaceae. The record is from RefSeq and is a predicted model, not a curated record. Gene Ontology annotation, biological process: establishment or maintenance of actin cytoskeleton polarity. Gene Ontology annotation, cellular component: microtubule cytoskeleton; cell tip. Gene Ontology annotation, molecular function: protein binding. Bases 318 to 2564 code for a protein of 748 amino acids.
CCUUGUUGCCUGAACCCUCGUCGCCUGGUCGGACGCCCAAGUACCCACCCCCGCCGUUGCUGUUCCUGGCGUUUCCUUCCUUCUUUCGCGUCGAUACAUCCAUCGCAGCUAGAAUUUCCAGUGGAAUUCGCUCCUUUUCCGAUUUUCCAAUAUAUCUUCACACUCCCUUACCGUUCCCACCCGGACGUCGGGCAGCGGCCAGUUGCGUUACCACGUGGUUCCAAUGCCCGUGAUCCCAUAAGUCGUGCCUUCGUGCGGAAAUCCUGAGAAACGCUCCCUUCAAAUCAUAGUUGUGACUGCUUAGAAACGUAGCAAACAUGGCGAGGCCACGGAUUGUACGGGCUGACACCCUUGACCUCCAAGACCACAACGCUCCUUCAGCUAAAGAUCACACGCGGCAACCUACUCACUCAUCUGGAGUCGCUCCUCACCAGGAGCAAACCCUUCGCCAUGCGGACGAGGAUAUUAAAUCCGAAAUGAUGCACGGUCCCGGCGCCGAAGACGGCCAUCCGGAAGCUGGAUACGGCGAUGGGAUUGAUAUAUACGAUGACGAUGAUGAUAUUGAGGAAGUGGACGAACUGGGACACCAUCAUCAUCACAAGGGUGAUUCUGGGGGUUCCGAAGAAGGCGAUCUUGCGGAUGGGGAAAGCGACGACAUGAUGGACGACGAUCUCAUGGACAAGAUCUCAAGCUCUCCAUCGAUUGAUGACGAGGACAUCGAUUUUGAAUUUGUUUAUGCCCUUCACAACUUUUUUGCCACCGUUGACGGACAAGCAAAUGCGGCGAAGGGUGAUACUAUGGUUCUCUUGGACGAUAGCAACAGCUACUGGUGGCUUGUUAGGAUCGUGAAGGAUGGCAGUAUUGGUUACUUGCCAGCCGAACACAUUGAGACGCCCACGGAGAGGUUGGCGAGAUUGAAUAAACACAGAAACGUAGAUUUGUCCGCAACCAUGCUUGGCGACAAUUCGGAAAAGUCCAAGAAUCCGCUGAAGAAAGCAAUGCGCCGCAGAAAUGCGAAGACCGUUACUUUCACAAGCCCAACUUACAUCGAGGCAUCUGAUGUAGAAUACUCAACCGAAGAGGAAAUGGACGACGAUAUGUCUUUCCAAGACGAAGAUAUGGCCCGGGAAGAUGCGGAUCACUUACAGGAUGGUCAAAAUGAAGACAUUGUCGUCAAGCCUCUCAGGCCCAAGUCGAAGGAUAGAGGAUUCGAAGAAGACGACAUUCAGGAAGUGCAAGAGCCUGACAGCGCUGGUCUCGACAAACAGCGGUCCAGCCAGGAAAUAUUCGAAACGGAAGCGGACAAUGCUGUCAGCAGGUCCAGAAAUGGCACUGUGCGGAAUACAGACUCCUUUUUCAAGGACGAUACUGUUGAAACUAAGAAGAUCUCUCUGACACCCAACCUGCUUCGAGAUGAGAACUCAUCCGGUGAGGCGAAAGAGAGUCGCGGCAGCAUGGAGGCGAUCGACAAGGCGCUCAGCGCUAUUGACAAGAACAAGGAUGACAAAAAACGCAAAGACAAGAAGCCAGGAAUGCUCAGCGGUCUGUUCAAAAGGAAGGACAAAAAGACCAAGUCUAACGAUGAGGACACGGAUGAAGCGGAAAAGACCUCAACGGAGCUGUCUCGGACGUCCCCACAACCGAAGACAUCGUCGGAUUCUUUGUCCUCUCCCGAAUCUGCUCGAUCGCCUAAACCCUUGGUGGUGCAGAGACAGACCAGCAAGUUGCAGAAGCAACCCCCUUCGGCUAUGUCUCCAAUUAGGCAAGACUUAAUCCAGGAAUCUGGUCUUCAAAGUCCCAUCGAUGCUAGAGAAGAGCCGCGGCCAAUUAUGAGUUCGAAGGAUCAAACCAUCCGACAAGUAACAUCGGAAGAGGAUGACGAUAUCCCAUCAUCUCCUCCCCUGGGGCCUUUCGAUGACAGCCAGGAAGCUAUGUUGUCUUCUGCCCGUGUGCCAAGUCCCUCAAAGAAGCCGGCUUUGACUCCACUCGAUCACCAGGAACACCCGUCCACUGACAUCCAGAAAUCCUGGGAGGAGGAUGUGUCUGAGAACACUUAUUCUCAACAACGUUCUGUGGCGUCUCCUCCACAGAGAUUCCCGCCGAAGCAGGUGUUGAACUACCAACCCCAGCGUCUAGACUCACCCCUCAGCGGUUCUCCGCUGGAAGGGCCGGUUUCACCUCUUACACCAGGAUUGGUGGCAGGCCUGCCAUCCCCUGGGAGACACUCGGUCUCAUCGGUGUCCCCGCCUUUAUCUCCUAUUGCUGGUGACAGCGAUCACAGAGGCAUCGACGCCGUACCUGCGUCGUUUGAGACUGCGUCUGCUGGAACACCGACUUGGAGCGAUGCUAGCUUGCGGUCGUACUUGGAUGACGAGAACGACAUCCGCGAUCUAUUUAUCAUUGUCCACGAUAACUCUAACAUCCCGCCUGCCGGUCCUGACCACCCGAUUACUGGCUGUCUCUUCAAGGAAGAGAGUAAGAGGCUAAGGGAGAUGACCAGCCAGCUGGAUGCGAUGCUCGCUGAGUGGGUAGGCCGGAGGACGCGGAGUGCGGCGAGCAAAUAAGCAGGUCUUUAGACUCGGGUACUUGGUGUACACUAGACUGGUCACAUCUGCAACUCCGGUUAUUCGCGCAAAUUCCAAGAGGACUGGUCAUUCUGUUCGCCAGGGGCUAACAAUGUGCUGGACGCAUGAACUUGGUUGGCCUAUGUUAUGGUCCCUCUUUCAAUCCGUCUCUCAUUCGGGGACUUGAUCAUACCUGCGCUGUCACUUGCAUAGCGCGACCCAUUCAUCCCGACGGGUGGUGAUCGGUCAUAUCUGACCUUGAUUUCGCUCUGACUUUCUACUUUGUAU